UUUUGCAUAUCAGCAAUGAUUCGCAUACGUGGAACCUGCUUUUCUGGCCCCAGAAACUGUUUGAAUCCGAAUGAAAAAAAAUAUUUAACAACAAAUUGGUGAUUAAAUAUCGGGAUUAGUUUUGACGCCUUUUCUCCUUGAAGUUGAUUGUGAAAAGUUGGAAUUUCCCCAUUCAAGGACCCAAAUAAGCCUCCAAUUGACUUCACAACAAUGCACCAAAAUCAAAGGUCUAUUUUUAACUGAUGCUCAGCGCGGCAAAACUAUCCGAAUGUAUGCUUUAUUGCGUUGUUCAUUCGGCACCUAAUUCCAAAUUUGCAAUCAGGAAAAAUUAGUAGCGGUUCCGUUGAAGCCGGUGAUUUUAUCGAAAAUCCUCUAUUCUAAUUGAUAUCAAUUUAACUCUCCACAUCCUCCGCAUACCCACUCAAGCAUUUCGAUCGUUAUUUGUUAAUUGCACUUUGUCAGGCAUCGUUCAGUAUGUUUUAUUGUUUAAAAGUAACUGCUGCAAUUUGUCCGCAGUCCCGCUUUGUGCAACUCGAAUGUGGGCCCCGAAAGUAUGAAGCAGGGCGAGGUGCGUCGAGCUCUGAUGGUUGCCACUUUGCUUUGCCUAUUCCUCUUCGUCUACUUGUAUUGGCAGCAAACGUCGAGGCCCCUUCACGCUCUUGUUCUCUCCUACAAGCACAUCUACAGACCGGAAAAAAAAUUGGAAGAACCUCAAUGGACCUGGCAGUGUGUGAACCAAAGAUGCGAGCGUCACCAUGUUACCGACGCCCUCAAAAUCACCUCACUCAGUACCUGCAGUAUGCUGUGUGGUUCCACUCAGUUAUGGCCGCAGCCUACUGGCCCGGUGACACUGGGUAGCAAAGCGCUAACAUUCAACGUGCAGCAUCUGAAGUUCGAACCAUUAGCGACUGGUGCCGCUCUCGAUCUCCUCACAGAGGCCCUCCGAUCGUUCAAUGAAAGUGUUGUGAACUUAGUGCAGAAUCGGGACCAUUUCAACGAAAAGACUGAAGAUGUUUCAGUGUUUGUGGUGCGGGUUAGUGUGGUGCAUGGGCACAUCAGCCGGCUGAAACUGAACACCGACGAGAGCUACAGUUUAGUGUUGAAAGCGAGGGGCGCUGAUAUUAUUGCGAAUAUUACGGCACGCACGUAUUUUGGUGCCAGACAUGGACUGGAGACUUUGUCGCAAUUGAUUUGGUGGGACGAAUAUGCAAGCAGAACCGGGAAAUUAAAGGUGCUUAAAGGAGCAACUGUGGAGGAUUCUCCCGCAUUUCCUUAUAGGGGACUGAUGGUUGACACUGCCAGGAACUUCAUGUCCAUCGAAAGCCUGGAGCGGGUUUUGGUUGGGAUGGCCGCCACCAAACUGAACGUGUUCCAUUGGCACCUGAGCGACUCCCAGAGUUUUCCAAUGGUGCUUCCAAACGUGCCUCAACUAGCAAAAACUGGCUCGUACAGUCCCCAAGAAACGUAUUCUCCCGAGGAAGUGAAGGCUUUGGUGAAAUUCGCCAGAAUUCGGGGGAUUAGAACGGUUUUGGAAGUAGACGUGCCAGCGCAUGCAGGAAAUGGAUGGACGUGGGGACCAAAAGAAGGGCUGGGCGAAUUGGCCGUAUGCGUGAAUGAGAAGCCGUGGAGUUUGUAUUGCGGAGAGCCUCCAUGUGGACAAUUGAAUCCAGACAACCCCAAUGUUUACGAUGUUUUAGAAAAAGUUUAUCGAGACUUGCUCGAGCUGAGCGACGAACGGGAAAUAUUCCACCUGGGAGGCGAUGAAGUCAACUUGGAAUGUUGGGCGCAACAUUUGCAAAAAGUGAACUCCUUAAGCAACUUCACCGAUUUGCAUGAUUUGUGGGGCGAAUUUACCGCGAAAGCGCUUGGGCGACUGCAGCAGGCAAAUGGAGGUGUGAAAGUGCCCCAAGUGAUCGUUUGGUCCAGUCGGCUAAGCAAACGGCCGUAUAUUGGCAAAUACCUGGACAAGAACCAAGUGACUGUGCAAAGCUGGGGCGCUAGUCAAUGGGCCGAUACUCCAGAUCUGGUAGCUGAUGGUUACAAAGUGCUGAUUUCGCAUGUGGACGCCUGGUAUUUGGACUGCGGCUUCGGCCGCUGGAGAGAAACGGGCGAAGCGGCAUGCGACCCUUAUAGGCCUUGGCAGACGAUCUACAAUCACAGGCCGUGGCAACAGCUUCGACUUAAUAAGGACAAAAUUUUAGGUGGAGAAGCGUGCUUAUGGACAGAACAAGUAGAUGAAUCUAAUCUGGAUUCACGAUUGUGGCCUCGAGCUUCUGCUCUAGCCGAACGACUCUGGACUGAUCCGCAACUGGAUACGACCACAUUUUCCAUCCCAGAAGAUGUGUACACGAGAUUGGCCACUCAUAGGGAGCGCUUGAUCAGCCGAGGCCUGAAACCAGCCGCUUUAUGGCCCACUUGGUGUUCACAGAAUCCUGGCAUGUGCUUAUAGAAUACGAUAGAAUGCGUGCCGAAAGGGGCGAGCUGAGAAAAUACUCGGGUAUUGGACAGGGACGGUGAUAGUUGAUGCCUUAGGGCGGUUUUUGCCCGCAAUCACAGGGUAAAUUCGACUGCAGCCAAACGUUGGUGUAAAAAAAUGAAUAACCGGCUGUGAAAAAUGUUAUGUUGGAACUUUCGGGUUGAGUUUUAGGAUUUUUCCACGUUUUUCCUUUCAAUUUGUGGUAUGUUGUUCGUGGAUGUGAAUGUUCCAAACUGCGACUGGGAGAAGCUAAAAAAGCACUCUGGUUUUACCCCCCACAAAAAAACGAAAAUUUCCAAAUGAGCCAAUCGGUGUUUUAUGUUUGACUGUGAAAUUUAAAUAGUGUGAGGCCCACAGUUGAUAUUUUAGACAAGACUAGGACAAGAAGAUAUUCUAAAUAGAAAAUUGUAUAUACAUUUUACGAGCGUAGAUAGCAAAUGCAACGUAACUUAAUUAUUCGAACUUACCGACCAAGUUGGACGAAUUUGUUAAGUUUAAGUAGCUGUUAGUUUCUUUUUAUAAAUAAACGCUUUUUCAGUGUGAAAA
Dendroctonus ponderosae (mountain pine beetle) is the source of this 3022-nucleotide messenger RNA. It is a transcript of the gene Fdl, whose product is annotated as probable beta-hexosaminidase fdl. The transcript is spliced from 10 exons. Bases 554 to 2449 code for a protein of 631 amino acids. NCBI's taxonomy places the organism in Eukaryota, Metazoa, Arthropoda, Insecta, Coleoptera, Curculionidae. Gene Ontology annotation, molecular function: beta-N-acetylhexosaminidase activity. Gene Ontology annotation, biological process: glycosaminoglycan metabolic process; ganglioside catabolic process; carbohydrate metabolic process. Gene Ontology annotation, cellular component: membrane. The record is from RefSeq and is a predicted model, not a curated record.